ACUUGGAAAAUCUGAAGGUUUUAUUCAUUUAUUUACUCCUACUAGGAAACGGAGUAUUGCCGACGUAUCCAUAAUUACGUAGCGAUUGCUGCCGCCGGUAAAUCGGCAACGUUGAUCUGACUUUGACCACCGAUUUUGAUCGAUUGCCAUUCCCACCGAUGGCCGAGAUCGAGAGUUUUCACAUCAACGGAGUGGAGAAGACGACGGUUGAAAUCACUCUCAAAACCAUAGGCCCUGCUCCUCCCUCUCGCCUCAAUGUCUCCUCUCGCAUCAAAGUGCAUGAUUUGAGAAAAUUGAUUGCUGGAAACAAUCGUUUACCUAUUGACAAUUUGAGGCUUAUUUUUGGUGGAAAUGUGUUGCAUGACAAGAAAAAUGAAGUUGAUGAAAUCAUCCAACUCAAUGAUGGAGAUUCUUUGAUUGUUGCUGUCAAACCAAAGCCACCUGUUAAACAGAUUCGAGAUGGGUUAGAUGAUGAUGACGAUGACGACGAUCUGAAGUUUCAGCUUCCUCCAUCAACAAGUCGGUGGAAGAGGAGGCUUUUCUUUUUUCUACACGAUAAGUUGAAGCUUCCUGAUAUGCUUUUGAUGGCAAUUCUCUCUCUCAGCCUAAAAGCGUGGGCUGUUAUCAUUAUAUGGUUUAUGUUGGCACCUGUUGCCCACAGAUGGGAUUUAGGACCUUUAUAUAUACUUGGGACGGGUUUUACUCUGAUUUUCCUAAAUCUUGGAAAGCGGCAGCAGGGUGACAUGAGUGCAUAUUCUAUUUUCAAUGAAGAUUUUAGAGAGCUUCCUGGGACCCUUAAUGCAGAUCGUCUAGACAGAGACAUCCGAGCAGGUCAGAUUUGAUCGUGCUGAAUGCAACUCGUGAUGAUCCAAUACGUGUGGAAGUCGUGUUGUAAGAUAAUGUAUCUAUGAAAAACACACAAUUUUGAGAAAGUUAAAUGCAAGUAGGUGCUGUUUUUCUCAACU
Cornus florida is the source of this 965-nucleotide messenger RNA. RefSeq lists its product as uncharacterized. Gene Ontology annotation, molecular function: protein binding. The record is from RefSeq and is a predicted model, not a curated record. Bases 159 to 842 code for a protein of 227 amino acids. NCBI's taxonomy places the organism in Eukaryota, Viridiplantae, Streptophyta, Magnoliopsida, Cornales, Cornaceae. The transcript has 7 exons.